GAGACCUGCUCGAGAGAGAGGUUCUGCCCACCGGCAUCAUGCUAGGCUCGCUGCUGCAGCCGAUUCGUCAGUCUCUCGGUUCUGAAGAAGCUGUCAAGGUCUUGGCCGGCGUGCGGAGCCUUUGGCUUCAGACUCGGAGCGAACAGCAGGAGCUGGAGGUGGACAGCCGCGACAAGGACUGGCUCGGCGCUUGGCCUGGUAUCUGUGCUGUCGCGAAGCCAGGAGGUGUGUCAACUGAAGACACCUUGGCAAGAUGGGCUUUACUGCUGGCGAUGCCGCUUGGAACGGUUUCCCGGCUUGACCUGCCCACAUCCGGCGUUCUCCCCUUUGCGCUUGGUGGCGAUGAUUCGCCCGAGUACUGGUGCCUGUGCGGUGGCAAGGCCAACGAGACCGGUGUCGUGACCAGCCCGCUUCGGGUGGUCCGCAGUGAGGGUUCCGUCUAUGCCGAGCCCUCUUCGCUGGGCCGUGCCGCCCGCACAGAGUAUCGAGUUCUGUCCUCCUUCCAAGCUGCGACGCUGUUUAGUGCCUCGGCGCCGUUCUCUCUGCUGGAGGCUCGGCCGCUGACUGGCCGCACCCACCAGAUCCGCGUGCACCUGGCAAGCAUCGGGCUCCCCAUUCUCGGAGACGAGGCUUACGGACAGCCGGAACUGAACACCUUGUGCCCGCGGCUCUUCCUGCAUUGUCGGCGCCUGCGUCUCCUGGCGCUGGAUGGCCAGGAGCUGUGCUUGGAAGCCCCGCUGCCAGCGGACCUACGUGGUGUGCUGACGAGCUUGGA
Molecule: messenger RNA, 775 nt
Organism: Symbiodinium necroappetens
Lineage: Eukaryota; Dinophyceae; Suessiales; Symbiodiniaceae
Source: the annotation of a GenBank genome assembly